Molecule: messenger RNA, 762 nt
Organism: Trichogramma pretiosum
Lineage: Eukaryota; Metazoa; Arthropoda; Insecta; Hymenoptera; Trichogrammatidae
Product: transmembrane protein 199
Exons: 2
Coding region: 11-676 (221 amino acids)
Biological process (GO): vacuolar proton-transporting V-type ATPase complex assembly
Cellular component (GO): endomembrane system
Source: RefSeq, a predicted model, not a curated record
CAGCUCUAUAAUGCCAGUUGAAACUAUCGAAGAUCAUAGAGUAAAAUUUAAGCCAACUGAUCAAUUAAUAGACUUUAUCUUAAAAAAUUUUAAAAGUGCUAAAAAUGUUCCAGAUAAUAUUAAUGUUUUAAAAAAGUGUCAUCCUAAUGAGCGAAAAAAAUGUUUUAUUUACUUAGAGGACAUAAAGUGGAUCAAAUCCUGCAUGGAUAAGCAACAAAAUGGUUCUGAUAAUGUGGUUUAUGUUCAUGAACUUUUAGAAAAGGCAGUUCUACAACUACCUGAACCAAAGGUAACUCCGAGAAAUCCUGUAUUAGAAGCUAGAAUAAAAAAAUUGCAAGCUCAGCAGGAUAAUAGAGAUUAUAAUGCUAUGACUAAAAGUGUUGAUUCAAGAAGAAAGCAUUUGCCAGAAGAUACGUUAUCAUAUCAAAUGAAAGUCAUGAAUCAACAACUCAUUGCUGUUGCACAAUUUGUAUUUUCAGUAAUUGCUGGUUUUGCAUUUGGAUUCAUUGGUAUUGAAUAUCUUGUGAACAAUUUAGAUUUUGGUUUUAGAUUACUUCUAGGUAUAAUGUGCGCUUUGAUAAUAGCAUUAGCAGAAAUUUACUUUUUAGCUAAAAAAUUAAGUGAGGAUUACGAUGAAGUACCAACAGGAACAGUCAAAAAACUGCAUCAAGAAUAAUUAGGUAAACAUAGCAUUAUUAAUGUCACAUUAACUGUUUUUUUAUUAAAAUUAAUAAUAAAAAACAAAUUCUCAUUGUCUUCAAA